AUGUCAGAUGUACACUCCGUAAUACCCCUUUCAGUUCAAACUCCCAUGGCCAGCGGCAGCGCCUCCCACUUGGUUGCAACCCUCAAGGAUGUGGGUUGUCCCCUGGUGCCUGCGUCUGCGCACAUGGAUUUACCUCAUGUUGGAAAGGUGACAUCGUCCAAAUCGGAUCUGCCUUUGCAACCGCACAAGAGACUGCUGACACGCGGAGAAUGUCCCUACAUUUCGCCAUCGACAAUCACCAGCCCAGAUCUCCCUAUCAUCCGUCUUGCUCGAUGGCACGCACAGUCGCCGGUUUACUAG
This is a messenger RNA of Fusarium venenatum, 300 nucleotides long. NCBI's taxonomy places the organism in Eukaryota, Fungi, Ascomycota, Sordariomycetes, Hypocreales, Nectriaceae. The record is from RefSeq and is a predicted model, not a curated record.